AUGGACAUGCCCGCAGCUUCUCAACGCGACGCGGAGCCGCAGCUUGCGGUCGACGAAAACCAUGAUACGGACGAUAGGUCUGAAGUCAUAAGCAGCAUUGCCUCAUCGUCCACUAGUUUGAGAAGCUCUCUGAAGGACUACCGUGAAGAGAACGGGCGGACAUAUCACACUUACAAAGACGGAAAAUAUAAUCUGCCGAAUGACGAGCGAGAGAAGGACAGAUUGGACUUUCAGCACCAAAUGUGGCUUCUCGCGCUUAAGGAUAGACUUGGUGUGGCACCUCCCUGCAAGGAAAACACUAGAGUCGGGAGAGUUCUUGACGUAGGCACUGGCACCGGCAUCUGGGCUCUCAACUUUGGCGAUGAGCACCCUGAAGCAGAGGUUUAUGGCGUUGAUCUGUCUCCAACUCAGCCAGACCUCGUGUCUCCAAACGUCAUCUUCGAAAUCGACGAUGUUGAAGAGACUUGGACGUGGAAGCAACCAUUCGAUUACAUUCAUAGCAGGAUCAUGACAUCGAGCAUUGGAAAUUGGCCCUUGUACCUACGCCAGUGCUACGACAAUCUCAAGCCAGGGGGCUACAUCGAGUUGCAGGAGAUCGACAUCGUCCCACGAUCUGACGACGGAACAAUCACCGCCGAUACUCCUCUCAUGAAGAUGUGCACUCUCCUCGUAGAGGCGUCGGAGAAAUUCGGUCGUCCCUUCAUGGAGAUUCCGACGCUCCAGGGCCUCUUAUCAGACGCUGGGUUCGUCGACAUCAGCAUGAUAGUCCAUAAGUGGCCCAGUAACACCUGGCCCAAAGAUCCUAGAUUCAAGCAUCUUGGUCUUUGGCAGAACGAAAACAUGCAGUCUGGGCUUGAAGCAUUCUCCAUGGCACCCUUGACGCGUGGCCACGGAUGGACUCGUGCAGAGGUUGAGGUGUUCCUCAUCCAAGUGCGCAAGGAUCUUAACAACAAAGCCAUACAUGCGUAUUGGCCAUCGUGA
Molecule: messenger RNA, 981 nt
Organism: Colletotrichum karsti
Lineage: Eukaryota; Fungi; Ascomycota; Sordariomycetes; Glomerellales; Glomerellaceae
Exons: 8
Coding region: 1-981 (326 amino acids)
Molecular function (GO): methyltransferase activity
Source: RefSeq, a predicted model, not a curated record